Messenger RNA from Corvus hawaiiensis (hawaiian crow), 1968 nucleotides. Its product is annotated as neural Wiskott-Aldrich syndrome protein-like. The transcript is spliced from 3 exons. The coding region runs from base 586 to 1095 and encodes 169 amino acids. NCBI's taxonomy places the organism in Eukaryota, Metazoa, Chordata, Aves, Passeriformes, Corvidae. The record is from RefSeq and is a predicted model, not a curated record.
UGGGGCUCCAUUACCAAUUUUAGGCCUCCAUUCCCAAUUUUGGGGCUCCAUUCCCAAAUUUUGGGGCUCCAUUCCCGGAUUUUGGGGCUCCAUUCCCAAUUUUAGGGCUCCAUUCCCGGAUUUUGGGGCUCCAUUCCCGGAUUUUUUGGCUCCAUUCCCAAUUUUUGGGGCUCCAUUUCCAAUUUUGGGCUCCAUUCCCGGAUUUUGGGGCUGAAUUCCCGGAUUUUGGGGUUGCUGGGCUGAUUUUGGGGCUCCAUUCCCAAAUUUUGGGGCUCCAUUCCCGAUUUUUUUAUCCUCCAUUCCCAAAUUUCCCGGCUCCCUGCCCCAAUUCCCGGCCCCGAUGACGUCACCUGCGGUUUUGGGGCCGCGCCUCCCAAAUUUGGGGUUUCGCUCCCAAUUUUUUGGGGCUGCCCGGGGCCAUUUUGGGGCUGCCUGACCUUAAUUGGGGACACGAUGACGUCAUCAAAGCUCCAGGACCGGUUUUUGGGGUGCCCGGACCGGUUUUGAGGGUUUUUUUAGGAUCGACCUCAAUUUUAGGCUUCAAUUAAAGACUUGGAGGUUUUAAUUAAGUUUGGGGGGGUGGUGAUGACGUCACCGGGGCGGGGAAAUGAAGGGCUUGCGCCGAUGACGUCACCGCACCCCAAAAAUGCCGCCCCGCCCCCCCCCCCCCCCUCACAAAAUCCCAAAGCGGCCGCGGCCGAAUUUGGGGUGAAACUCGUCGGGUUCAGCAGGUUUUGGGCUCAUGGGGCGCCUCUGCCGCUGCUGCCGCCGCCGCGGUCACUCCCGGGGUCCCUCCCGGGGUCCCUCCCGGGGUCACUCCCGGGGUCACUCCAAGGGUCACUCUCGGGGUCACUCCAAGGGUCAGCGCCACCCCCGGCCCUGCCCCGCUCCCCCGGCCCAGCUGCCCUGCCCGCCGAUGACGUCACCGAUGACGUCAGCAGUGCCCGCUUACAUCAUCUGGCCCCCCCCGGCCAUCGUCACCCUGGGGGGUCCCCGGGUCGCAGUGCUGGGGGACAGAAAGCCCCAAACUUGCUGCUUUUAGCCCCAAAAAGUGGAGAAUUCCCUCGCUUUGCCCUCCAAAAUGGGGACAUUUGACCCAAAAUCGGCAUUUUUCACCCCAAAAUCGGCAUUUUUGAACCAAAAUCCAGGUUUUUCACCCCAAAAUUGGCAUUUUUGAACCAAAAUCCAGAUUUUUCACCCCAAAAUUGGCAUUUUUCACCCCAAAUCUGGGAUUUUUCACCCCAAUAUUGGCAUUUUGGACCCAAAAUUGGCAUUUUUCACCCCAAAAUCGGCAUUUUUGAACCAAAAUUCAGAUUUUUCACCCCAAAAUUGGCAUUUUUGAUCGAAAAUCCAGAUUUUUGACCCCAAAAUUGGCAUUUUUCACCCCAAUUCUGGGAUUUUUUACCCCAAUAUUGACAUUUUUCACCCCAAAAUUGGCAUUUUGGACCCCAAAUCCGAGAUUUUUCACCCCAAAAUUGGCAUUUUGGACCCAAAAUUCGAAUUUUUCAACCCCAAAUCGGCAUUUUUGAUCCAAAAUCCAGAUUUUUGACCCCAAAAUUGGCAUGUUCCACCCCAAAUCCGGGAUUUUUCACCCCCAAAUUGGCUUUUUUGAUCCAAAAUCCAGAUUUUUGACCCCAAAAUUGGCAUUUUCCACCCCAAAUCCGGGAUUUUUCACCCCCAAAUUGGCUUUUUUGAUCCAAAAUCCAGAUUUUUCACCCCAAAAUUGGCAUUUUCGAUCCAAAAUCCGGAUUUUUGACCCAAAAUGGGAAUUUUUUUUAACCCAAAAUUCCAAUUUUUGACCAAAAUUUGACAUUUUUCACGCCAUAAUUGGCUUUUUUGACCCAAAAUUGGCAUUUUUCACCCCAAAAUUGGCAUUUUGGACCCGAAACUGUGAUUUUUAACCCAAAAUUCGGAGGUUUGCCCCCACAAUUGUAACUUUGGACCCCAAAUAAAGAUUUGUAACCCCAA